AUGGAGAACAGGACACAGGUGACAGCCUUCCUCCUGCUGGGCCUGACCGACGACCCCCGCCUGCGGCUGCCCCUCUUCCUCACCUUCCUCCUCAUCUACGUCAUCACUGUGCUUGGGAACCUGGGCUUGGUCCUGCUGAUCCUGCUGGACCUGCGUCUGCACAGCCCCAUGUACUUCUUCCUCGGGAACCUGGCGCUGGUGGACUUCUGCUCCUCCUCGGUUGUCACUCCCACAGUCAUGACUGAACUGCUUACAGGAAACAAGGUCAUUUCUUAUAAUGCCUGUGCCGCUCAGAUGUUCCUGUUUGCAGCCCUCAUUUGCUCAGAAAAUUACCUCAUGGCUGCCAUGGCCUUUGACCGCUAUGCGGCAGUGUGCAGACCCCUGCACUACACCACCACCAUGACCAAGAGUGUGUGCAUAGGGCUCAUCUCCGGCUGCUAUGCCUGCUCCUUCCUGAAUGCCUGCAUCCAAACUGGGGACACAUUUAGUCUCUCCUAUUGUAAAUCCAAUUUGGUCCAUCAUUUUUUCUGUGAUAUUCCAGCACUCAUGGCUCUGUCCUGCUCUGAUAAGCAUAUUACUGAGCUGGUUCUUGUUUAUCUCGUGAGCUUCCAUAUCUUUUUUGCCAUGUUUGUUAUUUCAACAUCCUACGUCUUCAUUUUUGUCACCAUCCUGAGGAUGCACUCGGCUGCAGGACAUCGCAAGGCGCUGUCCACCUGUGCCUCCCACUUCACUGCCGUCUCCAUCUUCUACGGCACUAAUAUCUUCAUGUACUUACGGCCCACCGCCAGUCAUUCCAUGGACAAUGAUAAAAUCUCCUCUGUGUUCUACACUAUCAUCAUCCCCAUGCUCAAUCCCAUGGUCUACAGCCUGAGGAACAAAGAGGUCAAGAACGCAUUGAAGCAAGUUUUAUAUAAAGCAAAAAUUAAUAUGUUGAAAGACUAUUCCAACAAAUUAAAAUACCUUAAAAAAUCAAUUGGAGGGACCCUGCACUGGAGGAAUAGAAAUUUCAUGGACUGCAAGCAUGUGCUAAUAGUUACAAUUGGAUUUUUAAAGUUCCCUACGCCAGGAAGCAUGCUGCCCCCGCGAUCGCACCACCAUCUGAGCACGCAGAUGAGCUUGGAUGGCGGGACGCAGACCCACACUCGACCUGACCCAAAGCCGGUGCUGCCUCGACACCGUGGCCAGCGAGCACAGACGGGCUGGUGGCACCAAUCUUGGGACAGCGAGGAGAGCCUGUGA
Molecule: messenger RNA, 1239 nt
Organism: Octodon degus (degu)
Lineage: Eukaryota; Metazoa; Chordata; Mammalia; Rodentia; Octodontidae
Product: olfactory receptor 5B3-like
Exons: 4
Coding region: 1-1239 (412 amino acids)
Biological process (GO): G protein-coupled receptor signaling pathway; sensory perception of smell
Cellular component (GO): membrane
Molecular function (GO): odorant binding; olfactory receptor activity; G protein-coupled receptor activity
Source: RefSeq, a predicted model, not a curated record